Molecule: messenger RNA, 312 nt
Organism: Lasiodiplodia theobromae
Lineage: Eukaryota; Fungi; Ascomycota; Dothideomycetes; Botryosphaeriales; Botryosphaeriaceae
Exons: 2
Coding region: 1-312 (103 amino acids)
Source: RefSeq, a predicted model, not a curated record
AUGCAUUCCUUCACCAUCGUGCGCGCGCUCGCAGCGCUGCUCUUCGCCUUCGUCGCCCUUACCGCCGCGCGCCCCGUGUCGUCGCCGCUGCCGGCCCUGCGCAACCUGCCGCGCGCCGUCAAGGGCCAGAUCGACUACACGCGCGACCUGGUCGACCCCAUCCUGUGCCCGACGGUGGGCAGGGGUGCGUGCGACGCGCAGUGCGGCCUACAGUCCGCCGGAAUGACCGGCAGGUGCGACGAGAACGGCAACUGUGUCUGCGCUGACGGCCAAGGUCCAAUCCGCGAGACCGACCUGCGUCUUCAGUCUUGA